This is a messenger RNA of Marmota flaviventris (yellow-bellied marmot), 279 nucleotides long. NCBI's taxonomy places the organism in Eukaryota, Metazoa, Chordata, Mammalia, Rodentia, Sciuridae. The record is from RefSeq and is a predicted model, not a curated record.
AUGAAGCCAGCUAGUGCUCUUGUGCUGCUGGGCACUGCUCUCCUCCUGAUCUUGGGUGCAAAUUGUGAUAUUUGCCCGGCUGUGAAAAAGGAUGUUGAGAUUUUCAUGAAGGGUACCCUCGAAGAAUAUGUUACAUACGUGUCAAGAUUCCAAAGUAACCCUUUAGUAUUGAACAACGCUAAAAUCCUAAAGCAAUGCAUUGAUGCCAAACUGACAGAAGAGGAUAAGGAUCUGGUGCUCAGUGGGCUGGAUAAAGUAUACGCAAGCGAUCUGUGUUGA